This is a messenger RNA of Carya illinoinensis, 2450 nucleotides long. Its product is annotated as probable NOT transcription complex subunit VIP2. Lineage: Eukaryota; Viridiplantae; Streptophyta; Magnoliopsida; Fagales; Juglandaceae. Gene Ontology annotation, biological process: nuclear-transcribed mRNA poly(A) tail shortening; regulation of DNA-templated transcription. The record is from RefSeq and is a predicted model, not a curated record. Gene Ontology annotation, cellular component: P-body; CCR4-NOT core complex. The coding region runs from base 303 to 2294 and encodes 663 amino acids. The transcript has 14 exons.
CUCCGCGGCACACAAACUGCACCCCGAUUUCGAUCAUCGCGAUUCUGUUUUGUCCCUUUUUUUUAUUAUUUUUCCUUCUACCCCUUCAUGAUUUAGGGCACUCGAGAGUCGAGAACGGACUCCGUCUUUUGACUACGAACCAAAUCAUCUCAUCUCUCUCUCGCAGAUCUACUUCUCAGGCUAUAGGCUGAGUAUUGUGGAGUAGCUAUUCAAUUUGACGAUAGAUCUUUUGACUCUCAAGAUUAGGAGUUCUGUUUCUCAGCAAGGAAUGAUUUUUUGCAUGAAUUUUUGAUGCUCAUGCAAUGUCGGGGUUACUUAAUUCUUCUCUCAACAGUUCAGCUUCAAACCUUCCAGACGGUACUGGGCGACCUUUUACGACAUCUUUCUCUGGUCAGUCUGGUGCAGCUUCCCCUGUUUUUCAUCACUCCGGGUCAAUUCAGGGGCUGCACAAUCUUCAUGGGGGCUUUAAUCUUCCCAACAUUCCUGGUACAUUAACAUCAAGAAACUCAGCACUAAGUAAUGUUCCUUCUGGGGGAGUUCAACAGCCUGCUGGAAACCUUUCUAGUGGACGAUUUUCAUCCAAUAAUCUUCCUGUUGCUCUCUCUCAGUUGUCUCAUGGAAGCUCCCAUGGACAUUCAGGAGUCGCAAAUAGAGGAGGUAUAAAUGUUGUAGGAAAUCCUGGAUUUAGUAGUAGCACUAAUGGAGUUGGCGGUUCUAUUCCUGGAAUUCUCCCAACCUCUGGUGCAAUUGGUAACCGGAAUACUGUUCCAGGAUUGGGAGUAUCCCCAAUUUUGGCAAAUGCAGGUCCUAGGAUUACAAGUUCCAUGGGAAACAUGGUUGGUGGGGGCAACAUCGGGAGGAGUAUAGGCUCUGGUGGAGGAUUAUCUAUUCCUGGUCUUGCUUCUCGAUUAACUUUAAGUGCAAAUAGUGGGUCUGGAAGUUUGAGUGUUCAAGGACAAAAUCGAUUGAUGAGUGGCGUACUUCCACAAGGUUCUCCUCAGGUAAUUUCUAUGCUAGGAAAUUCCUACUCUGCUGGCGGUCCCCUUUCUCAAGGCCAUGUCCAAGCAGUAAAUAAUUUAAGUUCUAUGGGGAUGUUAAAUGACCUGAACUCGAAUGACACGCCUUUUGACAUCAACGACUUCCCUCAGUUGACAAGUCGUCCUAGUUCUGCUGGAGGACCUCAAGGACAAUUGGGUUCACUACGGAAACAAGGUCUUGGUGUUAGUCCUAUUGUUCAACAAAACCAAGAGUUUAGCAUUCAAAAUGAAGAUUUUCCAGCUUUACCUGGAUUUAAAGGUGGUAAUGCAGAUUAUGCGAUGGAUAUGCACCAGAAAGAACAACUCCAUGACAACACUAUGUCGAUGAUGCAAUCACAGCACUUUUCUAUGGGUAGAUCUGCUGGAUUUAAUAUGGGGGGAACAUAUUCAUCCCAUCGCCCUCAGCAGCAACAUGCUGCAUCAGUCAGUAGUGGCGGUGUGUCUUUCUCAUCUAUAAACAAUCAGGAUCUUCUCCAUUUACAUGGCUCGGAUAUCUUCCCAUCUUCACAUUCGAAUUAUCACUCCCAGACCAGUGGCCCUCCUGGUAUUGGACUAAGACCUCUCAAUUCUCCAAAUACAGUAUCUGGUAUGGGAUCGUACGACCAACUUAUCCAGCAGUAUCAACAACAACAACAGAACCAGUCCCAGUUUCGGCUUCAACAAAUGUCAGCUGUCAAUCAGCCAUUUAGGGAUCAGGGGAGUAAACCCAUGCAGGCUGCCCAGUCUUCUACAGACCCAUAUGGUUUACUUGGCUUGUUAAGUGUAAUAAGGAUGAGUGAUCCUGAUCUAACAUCUCUUGCUCUUGGAAUUGAUCUGACAACACUUGGGCUGAAUUUGAAUUCGACCGAAAAUCUUCACAAAACUUUUGGUUCUCCAUGGUCUGAUGAGCCAGCUAAGGGUGAUCCGGAGUUUAAGGUGCCACAAUGUUAUUAUGCUAAACAACCACCUGCUCUACAUCAAAGUUAUUUUUUGAAGUUUACUGUGGAAACUUUAUUUUACAUAUUUUACAGCAUGCCAAAAGAUGAAGCCCAAUUAUAUGCAUCAAAUGAACUUUACAAUAGAGGCUGGUUUUACCACAAAGAGCACCGACUAUGGUUCAUAAGAGUCCCCAAUGUGGAGCCGCUCGUGAAAACACCAACAUAUGAGAGAGGAUCGUAUCAUUGCUUUGAUCCAAACACAUUUGAAACAAUCCGCAAGGAUAAUUUUGUUGUCCACUACGAGAUGUUGGAAAAGAGACCGGCACUACCUCAACAUUAACCUAUAUCCUCCUUACAAUGUAAAGUUUUAGCCUGUGCUUUAUUGAGAAUAGUAACCUAGUUAGUUUGCAGCUUCUUGUAUUUGGCAAUUGUUAGCAUUUGUGUUGUCAAUCUUGUUCUGGUGAUAUUUAAUUAUUCAGUUCAGCUUUGAAGCGGA